AUGGAGAAAUUAAACCAGGCUGUAUCCGGCGCCCUCGCCCAUAAUUCAAUCCGAAUUCUAGUACCAGCCGAAAACUUGAACGGUAAAGACUAUCUAGCCUCAACUGGCGAAAUAAUCGCCAGCUUCGUCGAUUUUUGGAAAGAAAAUGCGAGUGUGCGGAUUUUAGCGGUGAAGAAUGACGGGUACGAUUAUGACAACACCCACAUCCAAGUGGUUGUCAUACUGUCUACCUACUCUGACUGUCUAGAAAAUGCCAUAACUAGACAACCUUUCGACAUCAACCCCAUGACUCGUUACUAG
Penicillium robsamsonii is the source of this 300-nucleotide messenger RNA. RefSeq lists its product as uncharacterized. Lineage: Eukaryota; Fungi; Ascomycota; Eurotiomycetes; Eurotiales; Aspergillaceae. The coding region runs from base 1 to 300 and encodes 99 amino acids. The record is from RefSeq and is a predicted model, not a curated record. The transcript is spliced from 2 exons.